Lachnellula hyalina is the source of this 906-nucleotide messenger RNA. Its product is annotated as NmrA-like family domain-containing protein. The transcript is spliced from 4 exons. The record is from RefSeq and is a predicted model, not a curated record. NCBI's taxonomy places the organism in Eukaryota, Fungi, Ascomycota, Leotiomycetes, Helotiales, Lachnaceae. The coding region runs from base 1 to 906 and encodes 301 amino acids.
AUGUCUUCUACCACCAAGCCAACACUGCUCAUCCUCGGCGGCGCCGGUUCACAAAACAGUUCCGUCACCAAAAUCUUCUCCGAGGCAGGAACCUACGCAAUCCACGUCCUGACCCGUUCCCUGCACUCCGCGCACGCCUCAGAAUUAGGUCUCCUCCCCAACGUCACGCUCAUCGAAGGCGAUUGCUAUGACGACGCAACCCUCACGGCAGCCUUCAAAAACGUCGAAUUUUGUUUUGUCAACACAAACGGCUUUGCUAUCGGCGAGAAGAAUGAGAUCUAUUGGGGCAUCCGUAUGUAUGAGAUAGCGAGAUGGGCGGGCGUCAAGCACUUCGUAUAUAGCAGCUUGCCGUACGUGAGCAAGAAUGGGGAUUUCGAUCCGAGACGGAGGGUUCCUUUUGUGGAUGGGAAGGCCAAGGUUGCUCAAUAUCUUGCCGCAAUGUCGACAACUCCUAUGGCUUGGAGUGUUCUCGCUACAGGUCCCUACGCUGAGCGUUUAUGGGGCGACCGAGACGUUCCUGUUAAGGACGCGGAUGGCAUUUAUGUCUUCAAGCUUCCGUUGGGGGAGGCUCAUGUAUCCGGCGCCGACCUCGCGACCGCAUUUGAGGCCGUGACUGGAAACAAAGCAAGAUACGAGAAUAUUCCGCUGCAGGCUAUGCUCGACCAAAUGCCAGCAGGGAAGAUCGGCUCACAAGGCUCGCCUGGAUACGACGAUCCGACGUUGAAGACAGCUCCAGAGCACUUCGGACCAGAGAGUGGAGGGAAUACGGGACUGUGGAAGAGGAAUUAUGGCUUGUUGGAUGAGAUUAUGCCGUCUAGGAUUAGGAGUGUGGAGGAGUGGAUGCGAGAGGUGAAGUAUGAUGGGAAGCCGGGGAAAUAUCUCACGACUGGAUUGUCAUUGGAUUAG